Messenger RNA from Procambarus clarkii (red swamp crayfish), 1481 nucleotides. RefSeq names its product mitochondrial ribosome recycling factor 1 (gene mRRF1). Gene Ontology annotation, cellular component: mitochondrion. Lineage: Eukaryota; Metazoa; Arthropoda; Malacostraca; Decapoda; Cambaridae. Gene Ontology annotation, biological process: translation. Gene Ontology annotation, molecular function: ribosomal large subunit binding. The record is from RefSeq and is a predicted model, not a curated record.
CCGGGCUUUCUCCACCCACAGCCACCUCAAGCAUCCCUCAUCCUCACUACACAAGCCGCCAAGGACGAUACCAAGAAACAUAUUUUGCUCUUUGUAGAUUAGCCUCAUUUUAACUGUUAAGUUAACAUUUUAACUUUGUUAAUUUAACAUUUUAACUAGCCGCCCAAGGAACUAAGAGAACUUCACACCACAACAUUGACGGAAUUGCUGAUUGGGACCCAUUAUGGCUCUGCUAGGAUCAGUUAUUGCAGGAAGGAUGAGACCUGUCUUGUCUCCAUUACUGCACAUUCGCUUGAUGUCAUCAUUUGCACACCUCACCAGCACUGUUCAUCCUGUGAAGAAUCGAGAUAUGUUUGUGCUUGUUUGUUCCACUUUGUCCCCAUUCCUUAAACCUCGUGAUGCCUCUCUGUGCCACAUACGAAACUAUGCCAAGAGCAAGGACAAGAAGGGAAAGGAUAAAAAGAUCCAAGUUCAUCUGUCAGAUUCUGAAUUGUCUGAGGUGGUGAAUGUCACACACAUGCGAGAGGAGUUCUCAGGUAUUGUGGAGAAACUCAAGGAAGACUACAUCAAGAACCUCUCCCUCAGAACCUCAGUAGGAAGCAUAGAAAAUGCUCUUGUGAAGCUUGAAGGGGAUGAAUAUCCUCUGAAUGAGAUUGCUCAAAUUUCUCGGAAGUCUUCACACUUGUUGGUCAUCAAUGCAGCAGCUUUUCCCCAGGCUUUGACAGGAAUAAUGACUGCGCUGCGAGAAAGUGGGAUGAACUUGAAUCCACAACAGGAGGGAACAACAAUAUACGUGGCUCUACCUAAAGUUACAAAAGAGCACAGGGAAAAUUUAGCCAAAAAUGCUAAAACUCUGUAUAAUCGGUGUAAAGAUCAUCUAAGAGAUUCACAGAACCAGUAUGUCCGAAAAUCCAAGAAGAAAGAAGGUCAGAUGCCUGACGACCUUGUUCAUAAUGCACAGCUGAAGAUUAGGGAAAUUGCUGAGAGCUACAUGCAGGAAGCAGAGAAAAUGAUGAUGGCCAAGCAGAAAGAGUUGCUGCAGGCAAACUAAAAAUGCAUUUGAUCCUACAACAUUUGAGCAGAUUGUUACUGGUUAUAAAAGCUGCAUUAGCAUUCUUAUUGCUUUUUGUGUCUGAUAGUGUUGAAUCAUUCAGUCACGGAUUAUAUUUAAAUUCCUGUAAAGGGAAGGGAAUUAUCAGGGAAAAGCACCAAGCCAUUAUGACUAUAUGGCACUGGGAAGGUGUCAGGAUAAGGAUUAGGGACGGGACGGGGGAAAGGAAUGGUACCCAAUCACCUGGACAGUCGGGGAUUGAAAGCCGACCUGCACGAAAUGAGACCGUCGCUCUACCGCCCAGCCCAAGUGAUUGGGCAAAUUCCUGUAAAGUACGCAAUUACAAUGAGAAGUUGUGUUUUGUAGUAAAGAUUUAUAAUUUAAAUACAUUGAUUUUAUAAAUCUAAUAAAUAAAGUAUAAAUAGGUGUA